Rhea pennata is the source of this 9062-nucleotide messenger RNA. RefSeq names its product ankyrin repeat and sterile alpha motif domain containing 1A (gene ANKS1A). The record is from RefSeq and is a predicted model, not a curated record. NCBI's taxonomy places the organism in Eukaryota, Metazoa, Chordata, Aves, Rheiformes, Rheidae. The transcript is spliced from 19 exons. Gene Ontology annotation, molecular function: ephrin receptor binding. Gene Ontology annotation, cellular component: cytosol. Gene Ontology annotation, biological process: ephrin receptor signaling pathway. Bases 69 to 2873 code for a protein of 934 amino acids.
ACUGCGCUGCCCAGUAUGGCCACACAGAGGUGGUGAAGGUUCUUCUGGAGGAGCUGACGGACCCUACCAUGCGCAAUAACAAAUUCGAGACUCCCCUGGACCUGGCCGCACUCUAUGGGAGGCUGGAAGUUGUGAAGAUGCUCUUGAAUGCUCACCCCAAUCUUUUAAGCUGCAACACUAAGAAACACACUCCCCUGCACUUGGCGGCUAGGAAUGGUCACAAAGCUGUAGUCCAUGUCCUCCUGGAUGCUGGCAUGGAUAGCAACUAUCAGACUGAAAAAGGCAGUGCUUUGCACGAAGCUGCUUUGUUUGGCAAGACAGAUGUAGUGCAAAUCUUGCUGGCUGCAGGUAUAGAUGUGAACAUAAAGGAUAACAGAGGUCUGACAGCUCUGGAUAUUGUGAGGGAACUUCCUUCUCAGAAGAGCCAACAUAUAGCAGCUCUCAUUGAAGAUUACACAAUUGGGAAGAAAAGUGCCAAAGCUGCAGAGAAGACUGUUCAAGCACCGCUUGUUGCAGCCACUGAUUCUGUGUGCCGGAUAUCUCAGGGUGAUGUAGAGAAAGCAGUGACAGAACUGAUCAUAGAUUUUGAUGUGAACCCAGAAGAGGAAAGCCCAUAUGAAGCUUUAUACAAUGCGACGUCCUGCCACUCUCUGGACAGUCUUGCCAGUGGGAGAUCUUCAGACCGAGAGUCUGUGAAUAAGGAAGUGGAAACAAGUGGCGUUAAAGCAACAGGAGUCAGGCCUAGAGAACGUCCGCCCCCACCUGCCAAGCCACCCCCCGACGAAGAGGAGGAGCAGCAUGUGGAGAAGAAGAUAGGCCACGGUGCUUCCUGCGAGGCCUCUGUUGCACGAAGGAAGAGCAGGGGAAGUGGAGCUGAGGAAGAGGAGCAUCCUUAUGAGCUGUUGCUUACAGCAGAAACUAAAAAGCCAGUUGCAGUGGAGAGAAAAACAAAAGACCACAGGAGGAGCAGUGGCAGCCGCAGCCAAGACUCUGUAGACGGCCAGGACAUCCAGGUUCCCGAGCAGUUUUCUGGGUUGCUUCACGGUUCUUCCCCCAUCUGUGAAAUAAGUGAGGACCCUUUCAGGCUUGUUUCUUCCGUGGAGAAAGGAGGCGCUGAAGGUACGAGCCACCCACCUGCUAUGCAGCUGGAGGACGCAGACUUGCCUGCUCCUGCAUCAGUACGGACCAGCUCUCCCGACCAAAACUCGCAAGCAGUCUACGCAACCGUCCAGCACUCGCACACCAACCGGGCGGAUCCUGAAACUCUAGUCACACCCCAUGUGCUGCAGCACCCCGGCGGUGCCGAGGACGAGGGGGACAGAGGUGGCGCUGUGGGCCGAGCCCACCCGGGGAGCAAGCCCAAAGCCGAGCUCAAACUCAGCCGCAGCUUGUCCAAAUCGGACUCUGAUCUUCUGACCUGCUCUCCAACAGAGGACGAUGCCAUGGGGAGCCGGAGCGAAUCGCUCUCGAACUGCAGUACGGGGAAGAAGAGACUGGAGAAGUCCCCGUCCUUUGCUUCGGAGUGGGAUGAGAUUGAGAAAAUCAUGAGUUCCAUCGGCGAAGGCAUUGACUUUUCUCAGGAACAGCAGAGGAUCUCAGGUUCGCGGAUGCUGGAGCAGAGUGUCGGGGAGUGGCUGGAGUCCGUUGGCCUGCAGCAAUAUGAGAGUAAGCUGCUUUUGAACGGCUUUGAUGAUGUCCGCUUCCUGGGCUGCAACGUUAUGGAGGACCAGGACCUGCGGGAGAUCGGCAUCAGCGACCCGCAGCACCGCCGGAAGCUCCUGCAGGCCGCUCGCUCCCUCCCGAAGUUGAAACCUCUGGGCUGCGAUGGGAACAGCCAGCCUUCAGUUCCCGCGUGGCUCGACUCCCUGGGACUGCAGGAUUACAUUCAGUCCUUCCUCUCGAGUGGCUACAGCUCUAUUGACACUGUGAAAAACCUCUGGGAGCUUGAAAUAGUGAAUGUGCUGAAAGUGAAUCUGCUCGGCCAUCGGAAGAGGAUCAUUGCCUCCCUGGCAGACAGGCCCUACGAGGAGCCACCGGCCAAGCCGCCUCGGUUUUCACAGCUGAGAUGCCAGGAUCUGAUGUCCCAGACGUCAUCACCCCUGAGCCAGAAUGACUCCUGCACGGGCAGAUCCGCUGAUCUCCUGCUGCCCUCUGGGGACACUGGGAAGAGGCAACACGACCGUGGCAGUGAUGUUGCGCCGUACCCCAGAGCUGAGCGUUACAAACCACAGGAGGACCGCCGUGAAUCAAAGCUGACCCUGCGCCCCCCGAGCCUGGCUGCCCCAUAUGCCCCAGUCCAAAGCUGGCAGCACCAGCCAGAGAAGCUCAUCUUCGAGUCCUGCGGGUACGAGGCUAAUAAAUCCACAGAACAUAUGAAGAAGAUCCCGACCAUAAUACUGUCCAUCACAUACAAGGGGGUGAAGUUCAUUGAUGCAUCUAACAAGAAUGUCAUUGCUGAGCACGAGAUCCGGAACAUCUCCUGCGCUGCUCAGGACCCUGAGGAUCUCUGCACGUUCGCCUACAUCACCAAGGACCUGCAGACCAGUCACCACUACUGCCACGUCUUCAGCACCGUGGAUGUGAACCUGACGUACGAGAUCAUCCUCACGUUGGGGCAGGCGUUCGAAGUCGCCUACCAGCUGGCCCUCCAAGCCCAGAGGGCGAAGCCUCUGGGUGCUGCAGUGGGAGAAAUGAUUGAAACAAAAUCUUCCAAACCGGUGCCUAAACUGCGAGCCGGCAUGAGGAAAUCUGCACUGGAGCCCUCUGAAGUGGACCAAGACUCCCAGUCUCAUGCCAGUGUCUCCUGGGUUGUGGAUCCCAAACAGGACUCCAAGCGGACCCUCAGCACUAAGUAUGAGACCACUAUCUUCUAAAGCAAACAAACCUUGUGUCCACCUAGUCUAACCGUGCCUUUGCGAUCUGAUCUGUCUGCUGUUCUAAACUCCCUCUUCCUCCAGCUGCUCGCACUGAGCCCCGUGUAGGCACUACGUCAAAGGCAGCAGCACUUAGGAGACUGUAGACUUAAACGGCUUUUGUACCUGAUCACUACUGAACACUGUGAAUUCUCCUUUCUCGGAAAUAAGGGUAACACACCGUUAGAUAUCUGUGAGGUGGGAGGUGCAGAGCUGUGGGAAUCUGAGAUGUGGAUCCAGGAAGCCGCCUGCCAUUUUCACGUCUUUCCCCUCGUUCUGGCACUGUGAAUCUCUGGGGUGACGUGACACUCCCCAGGCCUUUUUUCUAUUUCACAUUCUUAUCCUUGGACUGAUGGAGACCUCUUGUCUCUGCGGUGCACACGCUCCCUCUUCCUAGAUUCUCUGCUUUCCAGCUGAGCCACAGCUGCAUACUGUUCCAGUGAACUCACCCCUCUUUUUACCUGUCAUUUGAAUUGACACUAACCACUGUGAUACUGCCUGCAAAUAACACGUUCACUAGAUUUCCUGGUGGGGACCCUGCCCACAAUUUCUCUCCUUGAAACCUAGAGCAGAAAAUCUGGCUGCACGCUCUGAUGGGAGCACUGGUUUGGGCUGGGUGCAGUCGUUCCCACUGUGAGCUCUGAUCCUUCUGGGAGAUCAGGCGUGCAGGCCUCUGGGCAGUGCCCUGCAGAGGCUUUCUGGUUGCAUGCAUUUCAGUCCCUUGUAGGAUUUGCCUCAUAGACUUUCUGUUUACACUCACCAAACUUCUUGUGAGCUGUGGGCGUAGUUCUCAUUUUCCAGACUGUGAAGAGGUUAAGCUUUUAAAGGCACAUGUUGUUAGCACCGUGUUGGGAAGGAAAAGUGCUUGAGGAAGGCUGGAUACUGUGGCGCAUUAGAUGUCUGAUAAAGCAGGCAAAGGUUUGCUGUGUUCAGCAGUUUACUGCAAUUUUACUUUUUUACCAAAGGGAGAAAUGUAAUUGAAAUCAGUCUGCUGCUGAUCCCAAGACUUAUUUUCAGUCUACAAAACAUUGCAUGAUGAGGGCUAUAGGGAUCUUGAAACAUCUGUCACCUUCCAUCCUUGAGUGUGAGGAUUUCACUUGGAGAUGGCCUGUAUCAGUGGGCAUCUCUGCCUUUGCUUUUUCAAGGUGUUUCUUAAGUGUAGACUAUUUCCCUCUGGGAGCACGUCCCCACUUCUGUGUGUUUCAGCAGAAGCUGCCUUUAAUUGCUGAAUAUGACUGGGGAUCCUUUGCAUUUUCAACUGCAGGGCACUUGCUGCAUUGGUCAGAGCAGAGCUGGGACAGGUCUGGGUAUGCUGUAGGGCCGUUCAGAGCAGCUCCCUGCGAAUUCCCGAGCAAGCUGUCCAUUAGACUAACCCCCGUUCCUUCACUUGGAUGUGCAAAGUUCAAUGAGAUGAAACUGAGGAGGAGAACGAUCUGGUGGUUAACUCACUGAUGUGCAGUGAGUCUAAGUAACUCGGCCUCUCUUUACCUCAGUUUUUCCAUUUAUAUGAUGGGGACAAAACUCACCUACCUCACAGAGAGGGUGUGAGGCUUACUCAGUGUGCUAUUUUAAGUCCCUUUAGUGAAAGGCUUCCACAUAGUGACAGCAAACCCAUUACGCUCAGCUUCGUUCUCCUGAUGCAUGAAAUACUUAACUCACAGAGACAGUCCUGUAGCAGACCUGCAUCCUGGACGCUGACCAGCUUCUCAUGGACAGCAGCUGUUGCACCUUUCCCGGGGCGCUGCUGAGCAGCUGGGACAGCGUGAGGAGGGCUCUAGCUGGGCGGCGUUUGGACUGCACAAAACUUGCUAGUGUGCAGCCUUAAUAUGAGUGUCUGAACUCACCCUGGGUCUGGCAUCACUGGCAAGAUCCCCUCACAGUCCAGUUUUGCAGAGCCAGCGAGCCUGUAUUAGGACAAGAGCUAUGAAGAAAGGUGGACAGCACCUACCUGCACCUUCUCAUCUCUGCGUGACAGGUCUGCAUGGACUCUUAAACAUGGGGAGGAGGGUGCACACAUAUCUCCAGCAACGCUCCGUGUUUCUAAACAAGCUUUUAGAAUUCACCCCAAAUCUCCCUUCCUGACAACCAUGUCAUAUGUAUCGGUAGUGACUGGUCAGAACAGCAAAGCUGGCUGGCUUACAGCUGUUACUUAGGGGUUUAUCCUACAGCUUGCAGAGCUGUGGAACAAGUUUGUGUCUUUUGGGACUGUAGGUCUAUAGUCUCGCAGCUUCUGUUUCCCCAGACUUGUAGUGGAAUCUGAUGUUUCAAAAUCUGUAUUUAGCUCUUUCUCAGGAAUGAGUUUGGUCUCCCCUGUCUGUUGUGGCUUAAUGUCACUGAGUGGCAAACUGACUUCAAGCUAAGGGCUAGGCUAGUAAGAAUCCAAGUGAAAAGGACUCAAAGGACCCUCUUAAAGCCCUAAGAGGAAAACUGUCUUGUACCUAUAUUUCACGUGCAAUGGAGCCCCUUAAUAUAGAGCCAAUGGCUCCUCUGCCUAAAGACCUCAGAAGCAGAGCGGUGGUGCUGCGGCUGCCCAAGGUGCUGCAGUGCCAUCUCAUGGCUGGAGCGUCAUGGGCUGCAGAAUACUGCAGUGUUUGAGGUGCUCGGAUAGAUGGGAUUUGAGUUUGAUAUAUUGGCUUCGCAUCCUUCCAAGCUGUAAAAGUGUGUCCUGAGGGGUUUUUAUAUCCUUCAAAGGGAACCUGAAUUGGUAAUAGCGACGGUUGUGUGGUUUCUACUUGUAAGCGUUUACCCUGCAGUUGCCUGCGCAUAUACCUCGUUUUAGAGGGUUUGAGCUCUUGCAACUCCUCCUGUUUUCAGCCGGGAACAGCAGGUUCCUCAACACCUCUUAAAACUAGGUCCCAAAUGCAUGUGCCUUUCUAAGGGUGACCAUCCGAGUACAGCUGGGAUCACAGGCCCAUCUGCCUCAACUACAAAGCUUCUGCUGCAUCCAUAGCGCUCACAGCUUUGUCUCAUCCCCUGGCUCUAUGCCUCGUCUUUCCCAGCAUUUGGUUUUUGUAUGACUUGUAAAUCAUUCAUUCCAUUAUCUUCCUUUCUGUUUGCCUCUGAAAAGCUGAUCUCCAGGCAGCUGUCUCCUACCACGGAAAUGUAGUAACGGGGCAGAGACCUAAGAAGCAGUGGCCUGCUGACACGAAGAUCAUCUCCAUCUGGCACUGGUGUCUGCCUCUGAGUGUAUGCAUGGCUGCUCAGUGAGGGCUUCCAAGGCAGAGGGGGGAAGGGAUCCCAGCAACCAGCUGAGAAAAGCAGCUCUCCAUUUCUAGCAAAGGAAAGUUGAGUCUUCUGGGGCCGAGAGCGAUUGUCACGUUUUCUAGUUUGAGACAAACUCCUUUCAAAUCGGUUCUUUUUACAUGCAAAAUGAUACAGAGCAAAACAAGUUCACAGUUGAAAUGUAGCAUUACAGAUUUCUGGUGAGGGAAAAAUCCUUAUUUACUGAGAAUCCACACAGUACUGUCUGUCCGACAAGGAGUACAAUAGAUAGUCUUAGCAGUGGGAGUGAUGUGUGCAUCUCUAAUGGUACUUAAAUUUGCUUCAAUUUGGGGUGAACAGUAGAGAAUGCCAAACUCUUGGAAAUAACUUCCUCCAGCGUGAGAAGUCCUGCAAGGUAGGUCUGCAUCCUUUGUUUUCAAAGCCACUCCGAGCUUUUAUAACAUAUGGAAAUAACUUAGGGAAAACAGUCUGCAAAGGAUCUCACCCCAGAGUGGUUAUGGCCAAGUAUUACCGAUGGUACAAAGCUUGCUUUCCCUACAGAGAACUGUUGCAUUGCAAUACUUGACAUUUCUAUGGCAAGGACACAAUUUUUUUUCCCCCAUUUAUGCACUGAAUACCUGGAGAGGACUCCGUUCUCCAGCCUCUCGUGCACCUGUCAUGUUUUUAAAUGCAGUUAUGCCCUGAAGAGUUGGGAAGUUUUAUGUUUAUACAGUUGUGACUUAGCACUUUUUCAAUACUAGCUCAUUUUUAAUUAGUGCAACAGUUUCAGAAGAUGAACAAAUAAGGAGUUAAAUUCUGGGCUUUACACUGAAACAGCCCAUACCUGAGGAUAAAUCAAAUCAACUGAAGGAUGGCUUGACCCCAGUCAAAGUCCUGUAUCCCCAAAUGCCACCAUCUUGAAGGUGCUGUGUACUUAAGUUUCUUUUGAAUUACCAGAAUAUUUAACAGUACUUUUGGCUGUGACUAAACUGAUGUGUUUCCACAGUACUGUUUCCCUUGAGGGAGAGGUGUUAAAAUGGCUAUGACUUUUAAUUCUUGAGAUGCAAAAAUGUAGCACAGCACACUUGUUAUAAUCUCGACAGGCAUUGUAAUAGUUGGGGAUGUGGUACCCUGCUGCUUUAUUAGAAUGAUAUGCCCUAGUAAUUUCUGUUUAACUCCAUUUGCUGCUGUAUUUCAGGAUUUCAUUUAGUCUCUCUAGCCUGUAAGACUGAGAGAGCAGUGAACCAUAAUCCCAAGGGCAUAGACUUGUAAAUGAUUAGGAAGGGGAAGUGGAGUUUUUUUUUAAUUUGAUGAGUUUAGGAAACCUUACAUUCCUUGUUAUGCAUAUGUUGCAAUUCAUACUGGUGUAAGUGUAAAUAUUUGGUGUGUUGGCAACAAGUCUUUUUGGAGAGAUUGCAAAUUGAACCUCUGCUUGGGAGGAGGGACACAUUUCUUUUUCGAUGCAUGAGCUUUUGAAGGUUGGCUUGGAGGUGAAGUGGUGAUGAAGACUCCAGUCUUCAAGGGGCUGGACUUCCGUGACCCUGGUGGUCCUUUCCAGUCCUGUGUAUAAAUCUUAUGGUUGUCUUUAGUGAUCCAGCAGUUCUUUAGCCAGAUACUCGCUUUUUCACUUCAUAGACAAAGCAAUUACUUUGGCAAUUUAUCUCCCCUUUCAUUUUGGCAGUUUUUUUUUCAAGGUACUUGUGUGCUGGAGACUGAUCCUGGACUAUGCCUGUAAUUUCUAGUAAUUUGAUAAUCUGUCCAUUACACAGUAUUCAGGCUCUUCCUCCUUACAGGGUUUCAUGGUAUCUGGAGGAAAGUGCUCUAAAUUUCUGGUGCUGAUAGGACUUCAAAUAAAAACGUGUCUGCGUUACUACCUGCUUGUGAAAAGGUGGCACCAUCUUGGGUUUUGUUCCCUUUUUCAAGAACAGAUUGUAUUUUAGAGACUUCCAUUUGUAUGUGGCAUGAGUCCAGGCUGGGAACUCAAGACAGAUAAACUAAGAUGCAUAGCUGAUUGUCUUUUUUAACUAUAGGAGGGGAUUUUUUUUUUCAAAUGAAAGCUGCUUUAUACUUUUUAAUUUUAUACUUACAAAAAAUGCUAAUCUUAGCUGUUCAGAUGUCUUUGAACUUGCUUGGAGCUUUUUUCUUUUUAGAAGAAAAAUUGAUGCAACUUGUGGGGUAUGUGCCUGUUCCCCUUCUGGGGAGAAAGAUAUCGCACCUUCCAGGACGUACCUCUAAUGAAAUGUUUAUACCUUCAUAAGGUUGCUGUGAGACACAGACCGGAUGCCAAAUAGUACCUUCAGUUCUGUGUAUAGCUGAAGUGGACUCAGUUGCUUUAAUGCUCCUUCCACACCACUUCAGAAAUUUCUAGCAGCAGAAUUUUCCCUGGCUUUCUUGUGCUCGCAUCAUUUCCAUGCAAUCAGAUCUUUAUUUUAGAGCCAGCACGCUGUUUGCAAUGCUGCAUUGUUGCAAAAAAUCUUUUUUAGAUCUCAUAUUGAUAUUAUUUACUGCAUUUUUCAAAAGGAAGUAAAUGUGCUGCUCUUCGAAAAGUAGAUUUAGUGUGACCAUUUUUCUUAUCCUUGGAAGAAAAACCUGAGAUUCCCUAACAGGGCAGAGAACAGUCAAGUUCAGUUUGCAAUGUAGACAUUUUUGCUAAUUGUGAUGUAUGGCAGUGGGACUGAUUUGUAAUACAAAUGUUAUUUAAUCUGUCUGUAUUUUGAUACUUGAAUUUUCUUUUAUUUCCUGUAUAUACAAUUGUUAAUCUGUUCAAAUUUGUCCGAAUUUUAAACAUCUUGUGGUACCAAACAUAACCAAUCUGUGCAACAACAUAGACUGACCUCACUACAACAAGGCGAGAUUGUAAAUAUUCCUGGGCUUCCAGCAGUCGUUUUGUUGUUUCCAUAAUUGUACAACUUAGAACAGACGGAAUUAAUAAACAAACUUAGACACAUA